AUGUCGACUCUUUCCUUGUCCGGUAGUAAACGAGGUGCAUUUAUAGUGUUUGAAGGUUGUGACCGUGCUGGGAAAUCUACGCAAACAGAAAAACUUGUUAAUUACUUAAAUGAACAUGGAUUCGCAGCGGCCAAAGGAAAAUUUCCAGCGAGAAGUUUAGAACCAUUAGGACCAAUAAUUGAUGACUAUUUAAAGAAUGAUGUAGAAUUUUGUGAUAAAGCAUUUCAUUUUUUAUUGUCAGCAAACAUAUGGGAGCAAGAGUCAUAUGUAAAGAAUACUAUCCUCAAUGGCAAAACAUUAGUUAUGGAUCGAUACGCAUAUACCGGCGUUGCAUAUUUGACUGCCAGGGGUUUGGAUUUAAAUUGGUGUAAAACUUCAUAUAUUGGUUUACCUUCACCCGAUAUUAUUUUUUUCAUGGACAUGCCAUUGGAAGAGUCUGUAAAAAGGGAUGGAUAUGGUAGUGAAAGGUUUGACAAAAUUGAGAUUCAAGAAAAGGCAAAAAAUGCAUAUUUAUCAAUGACAGGUCCAGAAUGGAAGAUAUUAGAUGGACGACAAUCAAUUGAUGAACUUCAUGAACAAAUUGUAAAAAUGUCCUUAGAA
Molecule: messenger RNA, 600 nt
Organism: Cetraspora pellucida
Lineage: Eukaryota; Fungi; Glomeromycota; Glomeromycetes; Diversisporales; Gigasporaceae
Source: the annotation of a GenBank genome assembly